UCACCUAAUUUGGGGUGGAACACAGCUGCUGCUUGACACUCCCAUGUCAGUCAACAGCAGUUAAUGGCAGCAUGUGAAGGAAGAACUCAUAUGCUGAAUGGAUCUUUCAGCAGGCAUUUCAAGAAGCAUUAAGCAAGGAGAAUUGCAGUGGUAAAUUUUGGUUGGUUAAUCAGUGUGGAGAGAACCCAUCCUGCUGUUACAGAAGUGCCCCAAGACCUUUAACAGCCUAUGUUAUCCUGCAUCAGUGUUCAUCUCAUAGAAAUAUCAAAAGGCAAUGUUGCUGGUCAUAUAAAACAAAUCAGAAAAUCUGUUGGGAAGAUGGUGAGUGUUUUGAAAGGAAUACUUAUAGAAUGUGACCCAGCCACAAAGCAGUUUCUGCUGUACUUAGAUGAGUCAAAUACCCUAAGGGAGAAGUUCAGCAUACAAGACUUUGUGUUAGCUGAGAUGGUUUCCUUCCUGCAGGAGAGAAUGGGAGAGUUAAUGGACCAGACCUCUUUCCCUAUUACACAAAAAUAGAAAAUGAGACUGAAAUUGUCUGUGUUGAACUGCAAUCAAUAAUGUCUUAAAAAAAGAAAAUCAAGUAUUUUGAAUCUGCCUUUCAUAAACUUCUGAUCCAUCAAGACAAACAAAAUCUAGCAGCUAUCUAUGGUGGCUCACUAGGAUGCAGUUAACCCGUCCUUUUUCAGUUCCAGGAAAAACAGAAGUUAUCAAAA
Podarcis raffonei (Aeolian wall lizard) is the source of this 713-nucleotide messenger RNA. Its product is annotated as general transcription factor IIH subunit 5-like. The record is from RefSeq and is a predicted model, not a curated record. Bases 229 to 516 code for a protein of 95 amino acids. Gene Ontology annotation, cellular component: transcription factor TFIIH core complex; transcription factor TFIIH holo complex. The transcript has a single exon. Lineage: Eukaryota; Metazoa; Chordata; Lepidosauria; Squamata; Lacertidae. Gene Ontology annotation, biological process: nucleotide-excision repair, preincision complex assembly; nucleotide-excision repair; transcription initiation at RNA polymerase II promoter.